Molecule: messenger RNA, 2299 nt
Organism: Arabidopsis thaliana (thale cress)
Lineage: Eukaryota; Viridiplantae; Streptophyta; Magnoliopsida; Brassicales; Brassicaceae
Product: Pentatricopeptide repeat (PPR) superfamily protein
Exons: 2
Coding region: 278-1381 (367 amino acids)
Source: RefSeq, marked reviewed
AGUAUAUAUAAUUCUGAAAUGAAGAAAAGUCAACUUUAGACCCAUUUCGAAGCGAAACUCAUGUCCGCCGUGAAAUCUGUCUCUUCCUUCAGGCUCGCCUCUCUCCUCCGCCGUGAGAAUGAUCCUUCCGCCGCCAUGAAGCUUUUCCGAAACCCUGAUCCAGAAUCAACGAACCCAAAAAGGCCCUUCAGAUACUCGCUUCUUUGCUACGAUAUCAUCAUCACGAAACUUGGUGGCUCCAAGAUGUUUGACGAGCUAGAUCAGUCGUGCACUCCACAUGUUCGACGAAAUGCCUCAAUACCGUUGCCAACGCACUGUGAAAUCUUUGAACUCUCUGUUGAGUGCGCUUUUAAAGUGCGGUGAGUUGGAGAAAAUGAAGGAACGUCUUUCGAGUAUUGAUGAGUUUGGUAAGCCUGACGCUUGUACUUACAAUAUACUGAUCCAUGGAUGUUCUCAGAGCGGGUGUUUCGAUGAUGCCUUGAAGCUAUUCGAUGAAAUGGUCAAGAAAAAAGUGAAGCCCACUGGUGUUACCUUUGGGACGUUGAUUCACGGGUUGUGCAAGGAUUCGAGGGUGAAGGAAGCACUGAAGAUGAAGCACGAUAUGUUAAAAGUGUAUGGAGUGCGUCCCACGGUACACAUUUAUGCGUCGUUGAUUAAAGCGCUUUGUCAAAUUGGUGAAUUGAGUUUUGCGUUUAAGCUUAAGGAUGAGGCGUACGAAGGAAAGAUUAAAGUAGACGCAGCUAUAUACUCUACGUUGAUUAGCUCACUUAUAAAAGCUGGAAGGUCGAAUGAGGUAUCGAUGAUUUUGGAAGAAAUGAGUGAAAAAGGAUGCAAACCUGAUACAGUGACUUACAAUGUACUAAUUAACGGGUUCUGUGUUGAGAAUGAUUCCGAAUCAGCUAAUCGAGUCUUGGAUGAAAUGGUUGAAAAGGGCUUGAAACCAGAUGUUAUAAGCUACAACAUGAUACUUGGUGUCUUUUUUAGAAUCAAAAAAUGGGAAGAAGCUACUUACUUGUUUGAAGAUAUGCCCAGAAGAGGUUGCAGCCCUGAUACCUUAUCGUAUAGGAUAGUUUUCGAUGGGCUUUGCGAAGGUUUACAAUUCGAAGAAGCUGCAGUUAUCUUAGACGAAAUGCUUUUCAAAGGUUAUAAGCCUCGCAGGGAUAGGCUAGAGGGAUUUCUGCAAAAGCUAUGUGAGAGUGGAAAGUUGGAGAUUCUGAGUAAAGUUAUUAGUAGCUUGCAUAGAGGGAUUGCUGGUGAUGCAGAUGUGUGGUCGGUUAUGAUACCUACAAUGUGCAAAGAACCCGUGAUAUCGGAUUCUAUUGAUUUGUUGUUGAACACAGUAAAGGAAGAUGGUCCUUUAUCAGCAAUGCCACAAUGCUAGGUCACGUGUUGUACAAGUUAAUGAGGCUGGUGUUUGAGUACCAGAGAGCAAAACUUUCAACAGCCGAAUCUUGGACUUAGGGAUAGAAUGCUAUCUGUGUUUGGAUUUGAGAUUUUGGUUUCAGAAAAAUAGUAACCAAUGUAAAGCCAAUCUAUGUAAGAGUGGGAAGUUGGAGAUUCUCGGUAAAGUUGUCAGUAGCUUGGCAUAGAAGGAAUGCUGUUGCUGAAGAUAUCUGGUUGUUUUGUUUAUAAUAGUCACAGUGUGCAAAGAUCAAGGAAGAGGGUCCUUUAUCAGCAAUGCCUCAAUGCUAUGUCACUUGUCGGGCAAGUUAAUGUUGCUGAGAACUUUGUUCCGGUGGGCAAGAUGGAUUAUCUGCAGGCAAACAUGAGUUCAUUAUUAGUUGAUUUGGCUACUGGCCAAAGUCACCCUUUUUAUAUUAAUGAAAACCCUUUAACAAAAAUAAAGUAUAGGACUAAAAAAAAAGUAGAACAAGGCUAAAAAAAGCAGUAUAUAUAGUCGAGUGAGCCACGUGCGUAUAUAGUCGAGUGAACAGGGCUAAAAGCAGUAUAUGGCAUUGCUCAUAUAUAUAGUCGAGUGAACCACGUGCGUAGAUCUUGAGAUGGUUUGUUGAGUGAGUUGACACAUUCUUCAUGCGCCACGAAGAAGCACUCCUUGCAGUGAUAGCCGGAGCCACUAGUUUCAUUGCAAUUUAGCGAGACCCGUCCGAUCUCGAAGUAUUAUCAAUACAGCCCAUAAAAGAAGAAAUGUAAUUGUGGGCUCAAUGAAGACCUUUUACGAGAUAACAUAUUCAAACAGACUUAAACGGAUCAUUAGUAACAGAUCAUAUACACACAGAGAUAAAUUCGAAAAUUUCUUCUAAAACCAAAGUAUUGGAAACUUGGAUUCAUUUUCGAUUUG